UCCGCUGGGUCCGCAUCGAGCCUGCAGGAGGCCGCAAAAUGGACCUGUCAGACUACAAAACGGGAACGCCACCUCGAGGUGGUCAAGACGAAAAUGCCGUCCCGACAUCGUCAAGGAAUCGCUUCCGCGUUCUGGGAAGGCUUCGACCGCGGCUUCCAGCGAUGCUGCACUUCGACAAGGAGCAGCCGCACAAGAGGAAGCGAAAGAAGUUGGCUGCCUUUUACGACGUCCACGAGCAGCCAAUUCUUAUGUUGGCCUUUCUUCUGAGCCUGCAGCACUACAUGACGGUGCAAAGCAUGACGGUGCUCCAGCCCAAGGCACUGUCCGAGUUCCUGUGCACGGACGCGGACAACCCGGCCAUCGGGCUGCUGGUGGGCUCCACCUCCUUCAUCUCGGGCAUCGGCACGCUUGUCCAGACCACCGCUGGAGUCAGGCUUCCCGUAAUCCAGAGUGGCGCCUUGGCCCUAGCAUCACCCGCCCUCGCCGAGCUGAAGUUUGACAGCAACCCGUGCCCGGCGAACAGCACAUACGACGACGGGGCAUGGGUGACAAAGCUCCUCGAAGUACGCCUCAACCUAUUUCAUUGCGAUGUCAAUUGCUGCUUGAAAACCCGGUCUGCAAUGGUGCAGGGUAACGGCCAUCUCUCAUCAUCCAAGCAGUCCUAG
Dermacentor andersoni is the source of this 665-nucleotide messenger RNA. Lineage: Eukaryota; Metazoa; Arthropoda; Arachnida; Ixodida; Ixodidae. The record is from RefSeq and is a predicted model, not a curated record.